Messenger RNA from Cervus elaphus (red deer), 4557 nucleotides. RefSeq names its product X-linked Kx blood group (gene XK). The transcript is spliced from 3 exons. The record is from RefSeq and is a predicted model, not a curated record. Lineage: Eukaryota; Metazoa; Chordata; Mammalia; Artiodactyla; Cervidae. Bases 199 to 1533 code for a protein of 444 amino acids. Gene Ontology annotation, cellular component: membrane.
GCCCCAGCCCCGCCGGGUCGCUCGCCCCCAGGCCCAGCUCCAGCGCCCGGGCCCCGCGCCCUCGGCGGGCAGCGCAGAGCGCGGGAGCAGUUGGGGCCGGGCAUGCCGGGAGCCCCCGGGGCAGCCGCCGCCGCCACCGCCACCGCCACCGCCACCGCCACCGCGUCCGCCGCCGGUGCGCGCCGCUGACGCGCGGAGAUGAAAUUCCCGGGCUCGGUGCUGGCGUCCGUGUUCCUGUUCGUGGCCGAGACGUCGGCGGCGCUGUACCUGAGCAGCACCUACCGCUCGGGCGGGGACGGCAUGUGGCAGGCGCUGACGCUGCUUUUCUCGCUGCUGCCCUGCGCCCUGGUGCAGCUCACGCUGCUCUUCGUGCACCGCGACUUCACCCGCGACCGGCCGCUCGUGCUGCUGCUGCACCUGCUGCAGCUCGGGCCCCUCUUCAGGUGUUUUGAAGUCUUCUGCAUCUAUUGUCAGUCAAACCACAUUGAAGAACCUUAUGUCAGCAUCACCAAGAAGCGGCAAAUGCCAAAAAAUGGCCACUCAGAGGAAAUUGAGAAGGAAGUGGGCCAGGCAGAGGGCAAGCUAUUCACCCACCGAUCUGCAUUCAGCCGGGCAUCGGUGAUCCAGGCUUUCCUGGGCUCAGCCCCCCAGCUGACCCUGCAGCUGUAUAUAAGUGUCUUGCGGCAGGAUGUCAGUAUCGGACGAGGUAUAUUCAUGGUCCUCUCCCUAUUGUCCAUUGUGUACGGAGCCUUGCGCUGUAACAUCCUAGCCAUCAAGAUCAAAUAUGAUGAAUAUGAUGUCAAGGUGAAGCCCCUGGCCUAUGUCUGUAUCUUCCUCUGGAGGAGCUUUGAGAUUGUCACCCGAGUCAUUGUCCUGGUCCUCUUUACCUCUGUCCUGAAGGCCUGGGUGGUCAUAGACAUACUCAUCAACUUCCUCGGCUUCCUCUUCUACCCCUGGAUCCUCUUCUGGUGCAGUGGCUCCCCCUUCCCUGAGAACUUUGAGAAGGCCUUCAGUCGGCUGGGCACCACCAUUGUGCUGUGCUUCCUCACCCUCCUCUACGCCGGGAUCAACAUGUUCUGCUGGUCGGCGGUGCAGCUGAAAAUCAACAACCCCGACCUCAUCAGCAAGUCUCAGAACUGGUACCGGCUCCUGGUGUACUACAUGGUGAGGUUCAUCGAGAACGCCUUCCUCCUCCUCAUGUGGUAUCUUUACAAGACUGACAUCUAUAUGUAUGUGUGCGCACCCCUGCUGAUGUUGCAGUUGCUCAUUGGGUACUGCACAGCCGUUCUGUUCAUGGUUGUGUUCUAUCAGUUCUUCCACCCUUGCAAAAAGCUCUUUUCCUCCAGUGCUUCUGAAAGCUUUCAGGAGUGGUUAAAGUGUGCCUGCUGUCACCGCAGGCGGCAGGAAUCCUGCGAGUCUGCAGAAAAGACAGACCUAAGGUCACCCGCAGACAGAGAGGAGACCCCUUCUAGCAGUAAAAUAAGUUCCAUGCCCAGCCAGAUCUUGAAUACUGAUGAGCUCUCUUCUGCCUAAUGGGACCUGAGUCUCUUGAGGCCCAGAUGUAGUGUUUGCUGGGUUGAUCCCUGUUCUUCAUGCAACUGAUGGGCCCUGCACAAUUAACAAAGCAGGAAUUUAGCUCUCAGCUCCUUGUGAGUUGCUCCCUUUAGAGAGCUCUUGGGCAGAUGAGUGGGAACCGUGGAGAGAAGUCAGGGGAACCCGUGAGUGUUGCAGCAGCAGCCUAAAGCACCACCAUUCACAGUUGACCAUGUUCUCCCAUAUGUCACUGGCCUUGUCAUUGACAAAGUACCCAUGAUAUCUGAGUUGGCUAUUGAGAGCCGUCACUUAGAAUGAGGACAGGGGAUUUCUUGCGUUCUAGUUUUCUGGACUGCUGGUUUAGUUAGCCUAAUGUUUUAUUAUCCCUGAGAAGAGUUCUCACCUAAGAGCUGUCUGAUGACCAGAAAUGGUCACUGGGGUUUUUUGCCAUCAGCCACAUCAUUCCUGUCAGAGUUCUCAGAGAAGGCUAUUCAGUUUGAUUUUUGAAUAGACAAAUGUUCCAUUUUCAUCUCAUUAGGGCUCUUUGUACAUAACCAACAGUAGCAACCUUGGCCUCCUAUUUCUCAUUGACUCAAAAGUCUGGAUUUGCAUACUGUAUUCUUAAGAAUCCAUGGAUGCAAAAUUAAAUUCUCAGUUUGGUUACGGAAGCUGUAGAGUUUUAGAAAAGUUGUGUUCCUUCAAUAUGUUGGAGAAACUCUGGAUCAAAGGGGUUGUUAAAAUAUCAAAAUGAUUUUGGCUUUUAUAAGCAGAAUUCUUACCUUCUUGUGAUGGUUGAAGAUGUGAAUCUGCUAGAAGGUAGGCUUAACCUCUUCAAGAUUCAGUCCCGUCCUACAGUUUUGGAAAUUCCUAGUAGAAUUGGCUAGGAUUUGUCUUAAGAAAGAAGAAAAUAAAACUCAAGUCUUUAUUCCACCUCUUCCUUGCCUGUCAGGAAAGUUUCAGACAAAAGUUACCUUGGUUAACUUAAGUUCUUCUAGAAAACUCCAUAGAGAUUUCUCACCUAGCACAGGUAUAUAGGGCAUUUUAAUUUUCAUUAUUUGAAGGAGCAGAGUUCCCCCCCUUCAGUUAGAUACAGACUUCAGAAACUUAAAUUUUACAAAGAGAUGGCAUGACCAGAAGAUUUUUAUCUUUAACUGAAUGUACCUUGAUUUGGUACGAUUAUGAGUUAAUUUGAAUAAGAACUUCAAUUUUAUCCUCUUAUACUCUCCUAUCUUCAGUAUAAUUUCUCCUUUAAUUUGGAACCCUGUUUCUUUCAUAAAAGGAUCUGUAGAAUCUCCUCAGUUGUCCAGGGAAAAUGCCUGGAUCUAGUGCCAUGAUUUCUACCAUAAAAACCUUGAUAAUGAAAUAUCUGGGAGCAGGUGACCUGUCACUGGCAAAGCUGGACAUUGCAGGCCAGUCAGGGUUGACAGUCUUAGGACCCUAAUGGCUGAACUUUCUGAACCAUCCAGUUUCUAAUAGCUAGUUUGUCAGGGAACAGGUUAAAAUGGUGAGUUUGUGCAGGAGUUGUGGUCAGAAUUAGACCAGGAUGGAGAGACUGGCACUUCCCCAGCCUUCAUUUGGAAGCCUGUCUCAAGAACCAUUACAAAAUCUGGGCCUUCAAAUACAUUUAAAAUCAUUUUAAUGUAGCAUGUAGGCAAGCAUAUUGAGUGACCCCAAAUCAAACUAACAGUGAUGGUCUGUCACACUCCCAAAGCCCAAUUUUAAGCCACAUUUAUAAGGAUAUUUAUAAGGUUUGGUAACUAAAUUGGACAUUUUGUUAUCUUUAACUCUUCAUAUGCAGAUACCCCCACUUUGGGACCAUAUACAUCUAGUCACUUUGGGGAAAGAAACCACUGUUUUUUUCAUGGCAAAAAUUUAAAUCCUAGUGAACUGAGAAAUUUUUUUUUAAUAAUUUAUAUUAUACCUCUGAAAAAGCAAAAUUAUACAGAACUAGGUUACCCUAAAGACAAACAGACCAGCAAAUCUCCUCCUAUCUUGAGAGUUAGAACGUCUUUUUCAGUUAUAACUCCAAUUUUUAAAACUCUCAGUGCUUUGUCUAAUUAAUUACAUGCCUUAACUUGUCAUAAGAGAUGCACCAACUGAGUCACUAUCAUUUGACUGGAUGGAAGUGAAGUAUUUCCUCCAAAUAUAUUGAAACAAGGUCAUGAAACAUGUUUAGACUUUCUUCAUUCCUGGAGACAGUGCAGUAUAGAGGUUGGCAUCAACUUGAUAACACAGCAAAUUACUUACUUGCUCUCUGCCUCAGUUUCCUCACCCAUCAGAUUUGCAUGAUAUUCUUGUCCCGCCUACCUCACAAGGUUGUCAGCAGAACAAAUUUAAAUAAUAGCUGUGAAAAUGCUUUGAAAAUGUUUUUAAAGUGCCAUGCAUGUUUAAAGAAGUUGUUUUUAUAGUUACUCAAAUCCCGAAACAGGUUAUUGUUUUUGUUUUACUGUUAGAAAAGAAACAAGUAACAUCAUUCACAUGAGUGUCUUCAGGGAAUAUGUCGGCCUUUGACCUUAUGGAAGGACAAGUGUAAAUGGUCUUUACUCUUGGAGAGAACUCAGCAGUUGUUCUUUCCCUUACCAUCAGUUACUUAAAAAAUUAGCACUCAAGCAUAUAGUACUUGGAGGAAAAAGACCCACUGAAAUUUGAGAAAUUGCUUUUGAUAGAAGAUGAGCUUAUCAUUUUUGUAUCUGUCAUGUUUUAUAAAGGAUAUAACAGCAUCUUUUGUUAAUUUUGCUUUACAAUUUGAAUGCCUGAUCCUGCUAGACUUUAACUGAAUGUGGAUAUAAUCUUUUCAGCCUUGUAAAUGGGAAAAAUAAACUUUAAAAUUGAUUGUCAAAUGCAACAUUUCCUUGGAAGCCUCCUUAGAACAUUAGUGCUAUGGUUAUGAGUGUAUGUAUCAGUACUUCUCAGCCUGUACAUUGUGGAUGAGAGCUUUUGCAGGCUGCUUCUCAGCAGCCAUUCACUCUAAUAAAUAUUGUUUAUGUUUCUUCAUAUAAUAAAUUAAUUUUUCAAUUUCUCCUU